This is a messenger RNA of Lampris incognitus (smalleye Pacific opah), 2835 nucleotides long. RefSeq names its product BAR/IMD domain containing adaptor protein 2 like 1b (gene baiap2l1b). Gene Ontology annotation, cellular component: cytosol; nucleoplasm. Gene Ontology annotation, molecular function: protein binding. NCBI's taxonomy places the organism in Eukaryota, Metazoa, Chordata, Actinopteri, Lampriformes, Lampridae. The transcript is spliced from 14 exons. Bases 269 to 1831 code for a protein of 520 amino acids. Gene Ontology annotation, biological process: actin crosslink formation; actin filament bundle assembly; positive regulation of actin filament polymerization. The record is from RefSeq and is a predicted model, not a curated record.
ACACACACACGCACACACACACGCCGUGCGCCGUCGCACUACAGGCGGUUCGUAGUCUCAUCACCUCGGCGGUGGUGGUGUGUGAGAGAGAGAGUCUCGUACUGACUAUGCGGAAUAGUCUGAGCUGGUAGAUUCGGUCACUCCCCCCUCCCUCCCCUCCCUCCCCUACGGUCUUCACGAUCGGAGUCUCGGGUCGCUUUUCCCCCACUUGUUUUAAUUUUUUUUUUUUUUUGGACAUCGCAAGGAGCAAAAAUACAAAGAGAAAGACAUGUCGAGGGACCCCGAGGACGUGACCAAACUCACCGAAAGUACAUACAAGAAUGUGAUGGACCAGUUCAACCCGGGAUUAAGGAAUCUGGUCAACCUGGGCAAGAGUUAUGAGAAGUCAGUGGCCGCAAUGACUCUGGCCGGAAAGAUGUAUUUUGAUGCAAUGUCCAAAAUUGGGGAGAAUGCGGCAGCGUCCCCUGUCUCCAAAGAGUUGGGUGUAGUUCUCAUGGAUAUCUCUGAGGUCCACAGGAAGGUUCACCUUGAGCUGGAGGAAAAUUUUAAGAGGUUCCACAGGGAGAUAAUAGCUGAGCUGGAGAAAAAGACCGACAUGGAUGUGAAGUACAUGACAGCCACGUUUAAGAGGUACCAGGUGGAGCACAAGAUGAAGCAGGAGUCUUUGGAGCGAUCAAAGUCCGACCUGAAGAAGCUGCGGAGGAAGAGCCAGGGCAAGAACACCAACAAGUACGAGAGCAAGGAGAGCGAGUGCCUGGAGACGCUGACCAGUCGUCAGAUGGACAUGCAGAAGUUCAUAGCCGACGGCUGCAAGGAGGCUCUGCUGGAGGAGAAGAGACGCUUCUGCUUCCUGGUGGACAAACACUGCACCUUCUCCCAUCAGAUCGUUGCCUUCCAUGAUAAGGCCAGAGACAUGCUGACGGUCAAGAUCCCCAGCUGGCAUGACCAGUGCAAAGACGCCACCGUCAUGCCGGACAGCGUCUUGUCCAUGAUAGAAGGGCUGCGCACGCCUAUCUCCAUCACGCCGUUGCCCUCACCAGCCGUCUCGCGACACAGCAUGAGUAUCUCCUCCGGACGCGAGUCUGCGACUCUUCCCCCAGCCCCGCCUUCCAAGGCUCAGACCAGCCCACUGGCCAACAUGUUCAACCAAGAAAACAAAACCAGCGUAACCGACAUCAGCAUGGACAAACACUCAGACUACGGAGGCAGCGAAGAGGGCAGCCUCCCCAGGUCCGUGUCUGUCUCCACGGGUCUCAACAACAUUGUGAAGAGGCCACGCGUGCGCGCCAUCUUCCCUCACACUGCGGGAAACAACAACACCCUGCUGAGCUUCCAAGAGGGGGAUGUUAUCCUGCUGCUCAUCCCGGAGGAGAGGGACGGCUGGAUGUACGGCGAGCUGGAAAAGAGCGGGAAGAGAGGCUGGUUCCCAUCGUCGUACUGCCGUGUGUGUGCCGAGCUGCUAGCGAAUAACAACAGCGUGACCGCAGCCCCGUACCGCAGCAGGAGCGUGGUCAACCUUCACCAUCAGGACACGGAGACGGACGAGGCCACCAUGGUGCUUCCACCGGCGGACUACGCCGACUCUCCGAAGCGGGCCCCUGUCCACAACCCCACCUCCUCCACCGCAACCACCAACAGCAAUCACCACCACCACCACCAGCACUCCCCCACCCCCUCCGCAGCCUCGUCCUCUUCAUCUGAUAAUAACACGGCCACCCAGCCAAACGGCAUUUCCAGGCCUCCACCUCCCUUCCUCACCGGAGGCAACCCGUUCGCCACAGUCAGGCUACGUCCGACUGUCACCAAUGACCGCUCCGCGCCGGUCAUCUGACUGUCCUUAUCUCUGCCGGCUCCUCACCCCCCCCACCCCCACCCCACCUCCCCAUCACCCCACCUCCCUCACUCUCAGCCCACGCACGGUUCAGCACCGCCCUCUGCUGCCUCUUGAUACACCCUUGACAAUCGAUGGCCCACGCCAUUUGAACCCGGCGCCCUUUCCCACCCCUGUCAGAACUCUCAGAAGGGGAAGAUAUCAUGGUUAACGUUAUUUAUGGAACCAGGCGCUCACAUUUUAACUGCUUUUUGUCCUUUGAAAUCACCACGUUCGCAACCCGGAGAAGAAGCUGUCAGGAAAACUAGAAAUACUGCCUCGUAUCUAUGCCGUUGCCGGCUUUUCUGUUUGUUGCCAUAGGACAGAAAAUGAAUGUACGACACGCGACCCCCACCUCCACCUCCGGCUCCUUCCUGAUACGUGUUCUCACUGGCAGGCGAUGACGAGGAGUCAGCUUUGUCCCCACAUGGUUGUCGUUUAACUUUGUUGUAGAGCUAGAAUAUCGUGGAGAGAAGACGUUCGCCUUAAAAUACUUUGUGUAAUCACUGAAAACAAGCUGUCCUUGUAAUGGAAUUGUGAAAAGCGACACUGCUUUAAUCUUACAGAUGUCAUUUUUAAACCCUAGCUGUCAGUGGUCGGCCCUAUAUCACGCUCUUAAUGAUGCUUUUAAAUAUGUAUAAUAAAGAUUUAUUUCUUCAAACUGCUUUCUUUUCUUUUUUACACGCUACAGCGAGCUUGACCUCAUGAUCAUUUUUUUUGCCCCCAUCCAUGCAUGAUUUUUAUCUUUUCCUCCCCAAUCGUAUCCGGCCAAUUACCCCACUCUUCCGCUCCACCCUCCUCUGCCGAUCCGGGGCGGGGGGCUGCAGACUACCAAAUGCCUCCUCCUCCAAUACAUGUGGGGUCGCCAGGCCAAUUGUGUCUGUAGGGACGCCCGACCAAGCCGAAGGCAACACAGGGAUUCGAAUCACCGAUCCCCGUGUUGGUAGGCCACGGAAUAGACCGCC